Molecule: messenger RNA, 1674 nt
Organism: Trematosphaeria pertusa
Lineage: Eukaryota; Fungi; Ascomycota; Dothideomycetes; Pleosporales; Trematosphaeriaceae
Product: FAD/NAD(P)-binding domain-containing protein
Exons: 2
Coding region: 178-1464 (428 amino acids)
Molecular function (GO): FAD binding
Source: RefSeq, a predicted model, not a curated record
AUGGCUCAGCAAUUGACUAUAUAAACGCAACAACGAACCCAAGAAAUAGACAGCUUAACUUUGCCACCACGGUGCUUAUCUUCCAACACGACGCUGUUACUGCCCUUUUCAUCGUUCUUCUCCUGCCCACAUCGAAUCUACGCACCUGGUCUCAUACGCCGAAGAACUGGCACUACAAUGUCGAAGCAACCCAAACUCAACAUUCUCAUAUCAGGCGGCGGCAUAGCAGGUCCCUGCCUCGCCUUCUGGCUCCACAAAACCGGCGUCCCCGCUCACAUAACCGUCAUCGAGCGCGCUCCCGUCCCACGCGCCUCCGGCCAAGCAGUCGAUAUUCGCGAUGCAGGCGUCGACGUGAUCAAGCUCAUGGGACUUGAACCGACAAUCCGCAGCAAGACGACGACAGAAGAAGGCGUAGACUUCCUCUACAUGGAUGGCAAAACGAAGGUUACAUUCCCUGCUACCGGAGACGAGCAGAGCCAGAGCAUUACGUCCGAGUAUGAGAUACUGAGAGGGGACUUGGCGGGAAUCUUCUACGACGCUACCAAGGAGAAUAAGGAUGUGGAGUAUGUGUUUGACGAGUAUUUGGCGGAAGUACGCGAAGAGGCGGAUAAAGUGCGCGUGAAGUUCGCGAACGGGCAUCUGCCGGAAGGAACGUACGAUCUGGUCGUUGGCGCCGAUGGCAUGGUGUCGAACACGCGGCGGCUAGUGUUCGCCAAGGGUCCUAAGAAUGACGACUACCUGCGGAGACUGGGGAGUUAUUGGGCGUUCUUCACCAUCCCGCGAAUCGAAUCCGACGCGAAGUUGUCGCAGUGGUACAUAACGUCCAAGGGCCGACUGGUCGUCACGCGGCCGGACCAGUACGGCGGGACGAGGGCGUAUCUUGCUGUUACGAAUUGGAACAUGGGUCGCUUUGAGGGGAUUGAAAAGGCACUUAAGGGAGGCAGCCAGAAAAAGCAAAUGGAGUGGCUGGAGGAGCAAUUUGCUGGUGCGGGCUGGCAAAGUGAGCGUGUCGUGGAGGGUAUGAAGACAAGUCCAGACUUCUACAUGCAGGAGUUGGCGCAGGUCAAAAUGCAAGAUUUUGCGAAGGGGCGGGUGGCAUUGCUAGGAGACGCUGGGUACUGCCCGAGCCCGAUGUCUGGCAUGGGAACUUCGCUUGCAAUUGUCGGUGCAUACAUCCUCGCGGGCGAGAUAUCAAAGUCGCCAUCCGACAUUCCCAAAGCGGUUGCACACUACCAGUCAGCGCUCAGGCCGUUCGUCGACAAGUGCCAGAAGCUGCCGCCGGGCGCACCGCAACUGUUUUUCCCUCAGAGCAAACUCGCUGUUAAGAUCCUAGAUUACGUCUUUGGUGCUGCGUUGCAUCCUUGGGCUAGAAGUCUGUGGUCAUACAUCUCUGGGCUGUUGCCGAGAUCAAUACAGGGGAGGAAAUGGGAGAUUCCGAGCUAUGAGGUGUUAGAAGUUCUGUAAGGUAUAUGGAUACGGCGUUGCAGAAACUGUAUAGUAAACGGAUCUCUUCUCAGCAUAUCGUACAUCUCGCAUACCAGAUCAUACUACACCGACCGCACUGCGGGGCUCUAGCGACCCAAAUUCGCGACUUCAGAGCGCGACGGCACCUCAUUAGCCCUGCAAAUAAUGCGAAACGUGCUCGGAUCGACUCGCAUCCGGCCGUUGGGGAAC